Molecule: messenger RNA, 255 nt
Organism: Dovyalis caffra
Lineage: Eukaryota; Viridiplantae; Streptophyta; Magnoliopsida; Malpighiales; Salicaceae
Source: the annotation of a GenBank genome assembly
AUGAAAUACUUUUUCAACUUAUUUUUCAUGGUGGCACUUGCAGUUCAUGGAGCAGCGCUGAAUUGCACCGCAUCUUGUGGGAACCAUGGCCCUGUCAUCCGAUUUCGAUUCCGAAUUAAAGACAAGAAACCAGAAUACUAUGGCUAUCCUGGGUUUGACGUAUCCUGCACAGAGCACAACUAUGCAGUGCUUGAGCUGCCAACUUCAGUGAAGCUCUACAUUCGUAGCAUUGAUUAUGAAUCUCAAGUUCUAAAG